UGGACCCUCUCAACUCAUCUUUCAAUCCAAUAAACGACGACUUUUUGCAACACAUCAUCCUCUGGAUUUUCACCUUCUUUUCCAAGAUAUUUCAUCAAUUUUGUCCUUAAUCUGUUCUCAAUUUCAUAUAUCUUACUUCAAUUUCGGAUUCUAGCGAUCUGUUUCUAGUGUUUUAGAUUCUAUCAAUACAGCUAAAAAUUAGGGCAAAUGUCUGAACUCUGAAACCCUAGCUUUUGUACUCUAAUUUCACUGUGAUUAAAACACCUGUAGAAUUGAUUGUUGUUAGUUUGAUUGUGAUUGAUUGGUAGAUAACUCUAGAAGAACAAGUUAUAGCGAUUGCCGUAAGCAAAACCCUAGGAUAAUAGCGUCCUCAUGACUGCCGAUGAGUCUGCAGUUUCCGGCGAAGCUAGUGGUUCUUCUCCGGGCAAUCAGUUGGCGAUUUUGCCGGAAAAGCCGGUUAAACGGAAGCGGAAUCUGGCCGGCAUGCCAGAUCCGGAUGCAGAAGUGAUCGCUCUAUCUCCGAAAACUUUAAUGGCCACAAAUCGAUUCGUAUGCGAAAUAUGCAAUAAGGGGUUUCAGAGAGAUCAGAACUUGCAACUCCAUCGACGAGGACAUAACUUGCCGUGGAAGCUUAAACAGAGGACCGGGAAUGAAAUUAGGAAAAGAGUCUACGUAUGUCCUGAGCCGUCAUGUGUUCACCAUGAUCCGAAGCGUGCGUUGGGCGAUCUUACCGGGAUUAAAAAGCAUUUCAGCAGGAAACAUGGCGAGAAGAAAUGGAAAUGUGAUCAGUGCUCGAAGAAAUACGCAGUUCAGUCUGAUUGGAAAGCUCAUUUGAAGAUAUGCGGAACCCGAGAGUAUAGAUGUGAUUGUGGGACUUUGUUUUCAAGGAGAGAUAGCUUUAUUACCCAUAGAGCGUUUUGUGACGCCUUAGCUGUUGAGACUGCUAAAGGUCAGCCAGAAGAUGAACCUCUUAAGAAAGAUGAAGACAGUAAUCCUAAAGAUAUAGAAUCAGCACCACAAUCAACAGCAACAGCAUCACCGCCGCCGCCACUACCGCCACCCACCGCCAGUCCUGCAGUGCCUGUAACAUCUUCAGUUAUGUGUGUUGCAGAUUCUCCAGAUUUUCCGGAAAUUUCCAAGUCGAGUCACGAUGCUACACCCGUUGUGGAUAACCCGCCACAAUUGGUGGCGGGGUUGACCGGAAGCUGUAGCGGCAGCUGCAGCUCAACCAAUACCGGAAGCACAAGCAGCAGUGUAUUCGCUAGCUUAUUCGCAUCAUCGACCGCACCCAAAUCUUUACAACCACAACCUCAAACAACCGGAUUCAAAGAUCUUAUUCAAUCCAUGACCCGACCUACACAAACACCCGAUCCUACACUCCCAUCUUCAGCUCAAGAACCCAUAUCGCUAUGCUUGUCAACCAAUCACGGAUCCUCGAUUUUCGGACCGGCGGGGCCGGAGCUUCGGCAAUACGUUUCUCCACCUCAGCCGACGAUGUCAGCAACCGCAUUACUUCAAAAAGCUGCACAGAUGGGUGCAACUGCGUCCGGUGCAUCACUACUUAGGGGAUAUGGGCUCGAGCGGGAUGAUGCUGACGGUGGGUCGUCUAUCGGGCUUGGACUUGGGGUGGGGUUCGACGGGCGGCCCGGUUUGCAAGAACUCAUGUUGGGGACUCCGUCUGUAUAUGGGCCAAAGCACGCCACUCUUGAUUUCCUCGGGUUGGGUAUGGCGGUUGGUGGUGGAACAACCAACGGUUUAUCGGCUCUAAUGACUUCCAUUGGCGGUGGUCUUGAUGUUACGAGAGGGGUUUCGUCGUUUGGACUUGGUGGUGGAAGAGGCGGCAGUGGUGAGUUCACCGGAAAAGACAUGGGACCGCAGUAAGUUGACCUACAUUUUCUUUACCUCAGUAAUUCUAUCUUGGUAACUUUGGUAUUUAGGAAGUAGUUAUGUUAUAUGAAUUUUUUACUAUAUAUUGAUGUAAAUUAUUGUUUUAUUUCUGUUUGUAUAAUUAAAUCCAGAAGUUAGCAGUUAGCAGUUUUGGAGGAAUCAACCUCUGCCAACUUGCUUUUUCUUAAUCCUAUGUUCUGCAUCUAAGAUUAUGUAUAUUGUUGACUUUUUAAUUUUUUAAAUGAAAA
Molecule: messenger RNA, 2135 nt
Organism: Helianthus annuus (common sunflower)
Lineage: Eukaryota; Viridiplantae; Streptophyta; Magnoliopsida; Asterales; Asteraceae
Product: zinc finger protein GAI-ASSOCIATED FACTOR 1
Exons: 4
Coding region: 373-1881 (502 amino acids)
Cellular component (GO): nucleus
Molecular function (GO): DNA-binding transcription factor activity
Source: RefSeq, a predicted model, not a curated record